Molecule: messenger RNA, 2442 nt
Organism: Sporisorium graminicola
Lineage: Eukaryota; Fungi; Basidiomycota; Ustilaginomycetes; Ustilaginales; Ustilaginaceae
Exons: 1
Coding region: 1-2442 (813 amino acids)
Biological process (GO): DNA-templated transcription
Molecular function (GO): DNA binding; zinc ion binding
Source: RefSeq, a predicted model, not a curated record
AUGCCUUGCUCCAUGUGCAGAUCACGUGGCAUCGUUUGUACGCCUUCAUAUCCGGAUCCACACAAACCAAGAAAGAAGCGUCUCCCCGAGCGUGAACUUCUCGACCGCGUUCAAAGAUACGAGCAGCUCCUCGGUGCUGCCGGCAUCGACAAAGAUCUCACCGUAUCGGACCUCGAAGACGUCGAGAACACAUCGUCCCUGCGUAGCUUCAACCAGAGCAUGGCAUCAAGCAAGCGGUCCAGAAUCUCGUCUACAGACUCAAAGCGAGGUACUUGGGCAACACAUCAGUCAGGGGUACGGACAGCAGAGGCACCUCCAACACCGCCAGGCACAGCAGCCAUCGACCCGGAUUAUGGCGAUAUCGAGUCUAUCUUUGAAUCCGUUCCUCCGCUGCAGCCUCGCUCUCAACAUCAGGAAUCCAACCCUCACUCUCCGGAUGCUUUCAGCCGUUGCCGACAUGCCGCUCAUUCCCCUGCAUUCGAGGGGUCAGUCUCGUCGAUCCCUUUCAUCUACAAACACCUCGAUCUCAUAUUCCCUGAUGAAGGAUCCAAGUACUUCAACCUCGACGAUCACUGCCCCGGCGAGCCCCUCCAACAUCCGGAAACGAGCAUCAUGUUUCGCCUGCUCCAUGUCUAUGAGCAGAACAUCCACCCGUUGGUCAAGGUGGUUCAUGUGCCUACCGUUCGCGAGCACUUCUGUGACAUUUCUGCCGACCCUAGCAUCGCGAGUGCUCACGACAACGCGCUUCUGUUUGCCAUCUAUACCAUCGCCAUCAGUUCGCUCCUUCCGGACGAAUGUGUGCGCCUUUUCGGCUCGAGGACCAAGGAGGUCGUAUGGGAGGAGUUUCGACGCAACGCUCAGACUGCGCUGUGUCGGGCAAGAAUCUGGGUGUCUUCUCAUAUCAGCGCGAGUCAAGCAUACCUCCUCUACACCUUGGCGCUGACUAAGAACGUCGAUCCGCGCUCAUAUGGCGUUUGUUCUGGAAGCAUGGGCAGAGUUGUGCAGCGACUGCUCUCGUUGCACAACAAAUCAUCCGCGUUGCGAGCCAUGCCUGCUCCCAUCGAGGUGGUCAAUCGAGAGAUGGGCAUUCGACUUUGGUGGGAGGUUCUCGCAUGCGAUCUGCGCGCAUGUGAAAAGUCGGGCAUCGCUACCAAUCCAACACUCGCCACUGCGACCACUGUAUUGCCAUGCAAUGUUGCCGACAGCGACUUGGGGCAACUUACCCUUGCAUCCCUUGCAGCGGUACCGGCCGCUUGCCCCGAUAUACCCAUUACUGAUUGCCUUUUUCUACUGCUUCGAUGCGAAUUUGCGCAGUUUCAACUUCAUCCACCUUGGUCGCAACAGCAUCCGGAGUAUCACCUUCGCAGCCACCUCUUUCGCUCCAGUGUGGAAUUCAGAAGGCUUUUGGGUUCAAGCAAUGCACGCCCCAAUACGGCUAGCUUAGCAUGGCGAUUGGCAGCGGUAGACGUGUUCGACGCAUACAUUACAAGGCGAUACUUUGAUCGACCCGACGCGGCGUCCAGCACCUUGGUGCAGUACGCACGACACCAUGCAUGCGCCUGGGUCAACAGGAUUCGACUCCUUGUGCAUCUUAGCCAGAGGAGUUCCGAGAACGAUGUCGAGGUCAUUCAGAUUUGUAUAGUGCAGGUGGAAGCGACGGCCAAGCUGCUUCGAGACGUUCGCUUUGUGCGGUUCCAGUGGUACACCUACCAGCAGCUGCCCUUCUUCUCGUACUUCAUCUUGCUGGAUCUGUUGCGCCGUCACACCACUGGGAAGCUGGUGGACGAAGCCUGGUCGGCCAUUGCGCAAACCAUCGUCAUCUGGCAGCCGACGCAUCUGACAAGCAGCAGUGGCAAACAUCAGAGUAGCCUCGGUAACAGGCUGCCGAAUAGCGGUGCAGCGUCGAAUGACGGCACGCCCAACAUCCAUGCUGGCUGGGAAGACAAGAACAGGCGCAACCCUGUGCAAGUGCGUGGCACUAUGCUCGCAACAUUGAUGGUGGCUGCGUGGGAGAAGCGUGCUCAAGCCCUCACUGCUGGAUCCGAAUCCGAGCCGGGCUACGUGCCAGAGGAACCCGCGAUUGUAGCUGCUAUGCGCGAUGCUGCUACCGUCUUUGCCUCUGAUUGCGAGGCUUCUCGGGCGCCGGGACACUCGGAUGUUGACUGCAAUGAAAGCUCGGCGAGUCAUGCAGGUGGUAGUAGAAACAACCGACAUCAGCCUGAUGCACAGUCGUCGGCGGGCAUGGCGUAUCCGGCCGCGUUUACGGGGUUUCUCGACCCCGAUGCGCAGGCCACCGCAACCGCGUCUGAAGACAUGCUCGACUUCAACUCCCUUCUGCAGUCGAGCGUGGACUUGGAUUGGAGCAGCUGGUUUUCCCAAGGCUGGACUCCAACGGUAACGGGUCUCGACGCCUCACCAACUAAUUUCAUACCCUCUUUGUGA